Molecule: messenger RNA, 1029 nt
Organism: Metarhizium brunneum ARSEF 3297
Lineage: Eukaryota; Fungi; Ascomycota; Sordariomycetes; Hypocreales; Clavicipitaceae
Source: RefSeq, a predicted model, not a curated record
AUGCACCUUACGCCGCUCGCCUUCGCGGUCGCGGCCGCUGGAUUCGUCAUCAUCCCCGAGCUUUCCGAAGCGGACGAGAACAUAUUCAAAGCGCUCCCUAUCCAUGCUGGACCAUUGUCACUGCCAGUUCCAGCAGAAUCUCACAAGGUUUCUGUUCCGUGCAAGCAAUGUGAAGGCAAAAAUAGCCAUUUGCAAUUGAACCUCGACGUGGUCGACCACACGAGGCUAUUACUAAAUGGAUUCGAAGUUUACCCCAAUGCCGAUCCCUGGCAUGGCGAUCUGGCUGCCGUUGUUGAAAGUACCGAUGGUGAAUCAGCAAAGCAGAAACUGGGAUACAGCUUAGCGGUUGCACCAGAAUUUAUGGAGCAGGAUUCUUACAUUCAGAUUCUCGAUGUUGAACUGCGGGUCAUCGAAGUGGGAAACCGAUUUGUUGACAACGUCCCUGUUGUUAAUGUGAAGCUUGUCAAGGCGCCUUCGGGCGAAAUCGCCAUUACUGAUGUGGACACUACAUCGACCAAAUCGUCUAGUUGCAAUUCAAUGGCUUGUACCGCGAAGGAAGUCAUGGAGGAGGUCUUCAAGGCCCUAAAGAGCUUCAAGCCAUUCAAGGGCUGCCAUCGCCGACCUUACCAUGACAAGAACAAGGAAUACCUUGAGAGCUACCCUAUCCGGCCUCAGUCUGACGAUGCGCCCGAGGCUCAUCAUAAGCACCCGCAUCAGAACUUUGGUGGCAAGCACCGGCACGAAUGGGGACGCCUCAUCACCAACAUUGCUGCUCAAAUCUUUCUGCCUGUCCUUAUGGGUAUAACGGCUGGCGUUAGCGUAGCUCUGCUUGCCAUGGCUGUAUGUAGUGUAUUUUUCCAACUUACAUCGUGUAUCCGAGGCAAGAGAGACGGCCGUUUUGGUUUGUGCCCGUAUAGCAGAGGACAAGCUGUACAAACCGCCAGUGAGGAGGCGAUGACGUCAGAGAAGGUUGGCCUGAUGGUGGAGGAAGCUGAGGCACCGCCGCUGUACGACGACUCCAAGAAGUAA